CUCCAACAAGUAGCCACGUACUUCUAUAAAAACUCUAUGCGAGGACCUCAUCCUCACCAACGAAAACUCUUGUAGUUUCCAUUCCAAAGUAUUGCUGCUAUUUAGUGCUAUGGCUUUUAAGUUUCACCUACUGGUUUUUCACCUGAUGGUUUGUUUGAUGUGGGCUUCGCCAUCGGCAGCUUCUCGCGGCCAACCCAGUGAUCCCAUGAUGAAGCGGUUUGAAGAAUGGAUGGCCGAGAACGGUCGAGUUUACAAUGACGAUGUCGAGAAGCUGCGCCGGUUUCAGAUAUUUCAAGACAAUGUGAACUACGUUGAAACCUUCAAUAACCGCAGCGGAAACUCGUACACUCUCGGUGUUAACCAGUUUGCUGAUAUGACGACUGAUGAAUUUUUGGCUCAAUACACUGGUUUAUCUGUCCCUGCAAAUCAGAAGUCGGAGCCCUUGAUGUCGUUUGAGGAUGUAAACCUGUCUUCGGCGCCUCAAAGUGUUGAUUGGAGGGAUGAUCGUGCUGUCACAGAAGUGAAGCAACAGGGCACAUGCAGUUCUUGUUGGGCGUUUGUGGCAGCUGCGACGGUGGAAGGGAUCUACAAAAUCAAGAAAGGAAUAUUGCCAGAUGUGUCAGAACAACAAAUUCUAGAUUGCAGUCACAGCUACGGGUGCAAACGUGGUGGCUUUGUGGAAAAAGGAUACGAUUUCAUCAUAGCUAAUAAAGGAGUGACAACUGAGCCUUCCUAUCCUUAUAAUGGAGUUAUAGGCACUUGCGUCGACGCCACUAUCGUGCCCAAUGAAGCUUACAUUACUGGGUAUAAAUUUCUUCCUAAAAAUGAAAGAAGCAUUAUGAAUGCUGUGUCGCAGCAACCGGUUGCUGCUGCAGUCGAUGCCGAUAAGAACUUCCAGUUAUACCGCGGUGGUAUCUUUAAAGGACCUUGUGGAACCAAAAUUAACCAUGCCAUCACGAUUAUAGGAUAUGGAGAAGACGAUACGACUGGAGACAAAUUUUGGAUCAUAAAGAACUCAUGGGGCCAAAACUGGGGCGAAGCUGGGUACAUAAGGCUGCAAAGAGAAUCCGGAUCAUUUUCUGGAUUAUGUGGUAUUGCCCGGUACGCCCUCUACCCAACUCUCACAUCAAUGCCUCAUUCCGAACUCUCUGACACGGGAUCGGACAGCAUAACUAGCUCUAUCUAAUUAAUUAAGUGCUUGUUUGCUCCUGUAUAAGCUUGUAAUUAAGUCACAAAAAGGGCUGUUGUGUGCAUGGUUCUCUCCCUCGCUCGUUACUUGCUUCGUAUUCCGAGUUUGAAUAUGUAUUAUUAAUUAUCCCACUGUUUGUACUUUGUGCGAGGGUACUCAGCUUAAUUUGACAUGAAUAUCAAGUAUUAGUUGAAGUGAGCUGUUUA
Messenger RNA from Ananas comosus (pineapple), 1395 nucleotides. RefSeq names its product fruit bromelain-like. Gene Ontology annotation, molecular function: cysteine-type endopeptidase activity. The transcript has 2 exons. The record is from RefSeq and is a predicted model, not a curated record. The coding region runs from base 110 to 1186 and encodes 358 amino acids. Gene Ontology annotation, cellular component: lysosome. NCBI's taxonomy places the organism in Eukaryota, Viridiplantae, Streptophyta, Magnoliopsida, Poales, Bromeliaceae.